This is a messenger RNA of Pocillopora verrucosa, 2529 nucleotides long. The record is from RefSeq and is a predicted model, not a curated record. Lineage: Eukaryota; Metazoa; Cnidaria; Anthozoa; Scleractinia; Pocilloporidae.
CCUUUCCAGGCACUCCUCGGGAACUUGCACUGAGCUUGAUACGGCAAUUCUCUCAUACUCACUAUGGGCAACUUUUCAACUUCUUGUCAAAAAUCAGCGACUGAUGGGGAUGAUAUUCCACAAUGGCUCAGUUUGCUGAUUGUGUUAUCCGUAAGUUCAUCGGUUUUCCUCGGGUUAGCGAUAAACUGUAAUCCAUAUCUGACCAGUGAAACUGGUUACGCCGACGGAGGGGAUAUGUAUUCACACCAGAUAGAAAUCCUCUACCUGAAGGAAAUACUACAAAGUGGAGCGACGGAUUUUUGGUUCGACGAAGUCACGUUAGGUUACCCGUUGUUCCUCGCGUAUAGCCCAUUUCCGUGUUUAGUUACAUCCAUCACGAUGAUCCUCACAGAAUCGUUCAUCAGUCCCUUGUUGUUGUUUCGGUGGAUGUAUCUUGCUAUUCUCUCAGCAAUGCCCUGGACAUGGUUUGUUGGAUUGCGUAAGCUAGGAUUGACACGAUUGGAGUCGUCUUUGGUUUCCCUUUGCGUGUAUUCCAUAUCUAGUUGGCGAAAGUUUGGACUGGAGUUGGAAGCAUUUCAGUAUUAUGGACUUUUCACACAGACUUACGGAAUGGCUAUAUUUCCAAUGGCAGUUGGGUUUCUGUAUGAGUACAUUAUUUAUGGCCUUGGCUCAAGAAAUACAACAGUGCUACUUGUCGUCCUCAACUUCACUGCGCAUGCGUUCUUCGGUAUCUAUCUUGGCAUAGUGACCGGAGUAACUUUGGUGGUAGAACUCUUUACCAAUCCACUGCCUCUCGCAAAGAAACUGCAGUCACCUUCAAUCUCGCGCGCAUGUUCCGUACACUUUAUAACUGUUGCAUUGUUGUCGUGGUGGAUCAUCCCAGUGUUGGCAAAUUAUGAAUACAUGGGAGGUUUACCUUGGAAGCGUGACAGUGAGAACGGCUACAAGGCUGGAUUUGUUCUAAGAAAGUUAUUCUCCGGCGAAACUUUUGACCACGGAAGAAAAUUUCCAUUUAUUACUGUCGGAGUGGUAGCGGGGUUAGCUUGUGUUUGCUUCACGUGGCGAAAGAGUGACAGGAACACACUAUGCUAUUGCGCUAAACGGCGAAUGAUUCUUACUUGGCUCGGUGUGCUGUUCUGUGCGACUUUUUUGCUUUUUUUGGGAAGAACAUUUUCAGGUCCGUUCUUUGACUUGAUUCCAUUUCAUGAAGAAAUAGAAGCCACUCGCUAUUUGAAUGGCAUUCAUUUCUGUGGACUACUAUUGAUGGGUGUUUCAUUUUCAUGUUUCCUUCGUUUCUUAUGUGCUACCUUGUGUAGAGUUUCGAAAGGGUUUUUCAAAUGUCGCGUCGUCUUAAUUGCGACGAUGCUGGUCAUAACACCGGUUUUCCUCAGCUCUCGACUACAGAAAAUUAAUAACCUUCUGUCGGUGACCGAAAUCCAGGAUCUACCUGAAAGUCUAAAUGAAUUGAAAUCUCAUCCAAGCGAUGCACGGAUUCUGGCAAAAAAAGUGUUGGGUACUGGUGAUCCUUUGACUUUAGCUCUUCUACCUCACUAUAGCAGAAAGCCCGGAAUUCUCACCUAUUCUAGAGGCUACCACGAUUCAUUGUCCCUCUACUAUUUGGAGGUUUUUCAAUUCAGUCUCGAGACAAUACCUUGGUCUCCUGAUUUGUUACGUCUCUACAACAUUCGUUUUCUCGCCACAUCCGGGAUCGCGUUACCUCCGCACUUCCUGAAGGCUUGUCAGCUAAGGCACCUGGCCUUCGUAGGAGACAUCGAAGUUUUCGUCAGAACAUUCCAAGAGAACUAUGGAUAUUUUGAGUUUAUUCAUGUGCCCGGCGCUGUUGUGGGUGAUUUAAAAGGCAUGCGCGAGGCUGUGUCAAUAUCCACCCAGCUUUUCACAAAGAGAGCUGUAUUCGCCGUGAAUCCUCUCAGCGCAUUCAACAAUCCAUCCUUCAAAAUUGUUGUUUCCAAUAAAAAUUCAGGCGGAAACUUACUCAGUUUUCUCGCUGCAGAGGAGUUUGAGAUAAAGUGGUUUGUUACCAAUAGGCAAGUAAAAGAAAAAGCUUUCUUAGAGGAUGCAAAGUUUAGGCUCCACCCCGGAGGUGUUUCCUCACGAGUUAUGCAAGAGGAAGUAGGAAGGAACUUUUAUAAAGCUUAUGUCCAUGUAGUUGACCGAGCAUGGAGUGAGAAUUUCUACAAGACAGAGCACCUUCUUCUCAAAGUGACUUAUCACCCUUACUGGAAAUGCGUCUUCCAAUCAUUAGCGGACGCAACUGACAGUACACGUGACUGGCUCGAGGUUCCCGUGCAUCACGUGACACCCAACCUGAUGAGUGUAGUUUUACCUCCUGGGAAACAUCACGUGAUCUGUCAAUACAAGAAUCCCAUUUAUCAGAAAGUCGGUUUCAUUUUGUUUUUAGUGAUAUAUAUUACUUUAAUUCUAAAAGAGACUCUCUGUCCAUAUACCUACGCUAACGAUGUUAGCGAAGAUGUAAAUGUGUAUAUUCGAUUUUCGAAAAAUGCUCCCUAG